UCGACCUCACUGGACCGCCUCCUUCCAUGGUAAGGAUGGUGGGCAGUCGACGCAACCUAAAUGAUUUUCUAUUCUCAAGACCAUGUACAACGCUGGCAAGCGGCAGGACUGAUCACGCCCUCUACCGAUUUCUUCAUCAUCAUCAAGCUGCAUCAGAGAGUUUGUCUACCGUUGGUAAUCACGAGUCUGUCAACAAGGUCCUAGUUGAAUCCAAUGGAAGGCUUAACGACUGUGCUGCCUGCCACCACUUGCCAGACCUCCAUUUGAUGUUUGCUGUCAAGGAGAAGGACAGCGAGGCUUCUUCCAUCAUGGUUUCUAGAAGGAUGUGAGCAUACAAGGCUGCUGCCUCUGCAUGACUGGCGGGUUGAACAAGAAGUGGAAGCUCAACUCUUCUUUGCGAAACCAAAAGUUUAAUCCUCAGGUUGUUUUGGGCUGUGGACUGUUAUUUGUGCCUCAACAUCUGGAACGUUGGGUGAUAGCCGAUGUUGUAAAGUCGUUUUGUGGCUGGAAGCUUUAGUGGUGUUGCUGUAAAGUCUGGUUGGUUAGACUUGUGAUAGAGCUGGGUUGCGUUGUUGCACUUUUGUUGAUCAUUGUUUGAACUGUGAUCUGAUUGUCGAAAAAACAGGGAAG
Molecule: messenger RNA, 630 nt
Organism: Lolium rigidum
Lineage: Eukaryota; Viridiplantae; Streptophyta; Magnoliopsida; Poales; Poaceae
Exons: 4
Coding region: 27-329 (100 amino acids)
Source: RefSeq, a predicted model, not a curated record